UACUUUUUUAAUAAAUAAUUUGUUUUAAGUUUCAAAUCCCAAAUAUAUAUUUACUGUGAUGAUGUUGUGCAGCAUGUAAGACAAUGGAAGCUCAACUCAAAGAACAAUCAGAUAAAGUUUCAUUUAAUCCCAAUCUCCAGAAAGUUGGUUUUAAUGAAGUUGAAUGUUCAGACGACAGUGAUAUUUUUUUACAUGCUGGGAUCAAAGUUAAAGCAAAUCAAGAAAUUAGUAUAGACACUGAGUUUGAUUCUGAAGCUUUAUUACUGGCUAAUAGUCAGAAGUUAGAAAAACAAUGUUUAUCAAAUAAUAUUUAUGAUACUGUAACACCGAAUAAUGUUGAUGAUACUUUAACAGCAAAAAAGAUUUGUGAUACUGUAACAGCAGAUGUUAAUUAUAAUGAAAUGGAAAAUCAAGUUGAAAAUACUGUAACAAAUAAGGUUAAUGAUAUUGUAACAGAAAAUGAGUCAGAAACUGUAAAAACAAAAAAAUCUGAUGCACGUUUAUUAUAUAAAGGUAAUGACAUUAUAUCUACCAAGAAAGAUUUUAAUAUAAAAAUUGAAAAACUUGAUUAUUCUAAUUUUUUAACUGCUACUUCUAAUAAUAAACACUUAAGUAAUGAGUCGCUAGGUUCAUUUAAAGAUAAUGUUUCUACAGAGAGUAUUCAAUUUAAUAUUUCUUGUGAAAGAAAAAAUGAUCAAGACAUAGAAAACAAGAACUCACAAAAAGCCCAAACUCAAAAAACUUCAGAAAAGUUUGAGGAAGUAAAUGUAUUUUCAAAUCCAGAUAUUUUUGCUCAAUUAAAUAACUCUAAUGAAGAUAAUGACAAUGAUUCUGAAGAAUUUCUCAAAAGGAAUGAAUCUGAUAGAGUUUCUAAUGAACUGGAAGAUAAUGGUGAUGAUGAUUUAGCACCACUUACUUUCGAUUCAACUGAAACAAAUAUUUAUCUUAUUGAUAAAGAAAAAUCAAGGUCUAGUAAAGAAGUAAGAAGAAUGAUUUGUGAAUGUGUAUUUGAGCCAGAUGAUCCAUUUUUUGUGGGGUGUGAUGAAAACUGUUUGAAUCGUCUAUUGAUGAUUGAGUGCAACAAUAGAUGUCCUACAAGAGAAUUUUGCACUAACAGAAACUUUCAAAAAGGUUGUCAGUAUGAUCUAGUUAUUUUCAAAGCUGGCAAAAAAGGAUGGGGAUUGAAAACUCAACAAUCUAUCACAAAAGGUUCAUUUGUUAGUGAGUAUUGUGGUGAAGUUGUUGAUUAUACAGAGUUUCAUAGAAGAACAAAGUUAUACAAUGCUGAAGGAAUGAAUCAUUACUACUUUAUGACGCUGAAGACUAAUGAGAUUAUUGAUGCAACAAAGAAAGGAAGCAAAUCGCGUUUUAUUAAUCAUAGUUGCGAUCCAAAUUGUAUAACUCAAAAGUGGACCGUAAAUGGUUUUUUACGAGUUGGAUUUUUUGCUUUGCGUUAUAUUGAAGCCGGAGAAGAGUUGAGUUUUGACUAUCAAUUUCAAAGAUAUGGAGAAAAACCCCAAAAAUGUUACUGUGGAGCAGCCAUUUGUCGAGGUGUUAUUGGAGUAGAACAAAGUGGACCAAUACCUAGUUAUAUAGAAAAAAUAAUGUCAUCUUCACCAACAUCAUUCAGUAAGACAAAGAAAAGAAGAAACCAAAUUAAAGAGUUUUAUGAUUCUGCGCUCGCUGGUGAAUUAAAUGAGCUUCUUGGUUCUACAUGGUUGUUGAAGGAUAAUAAUCAAGUUUUAGAACUGAUAAGAUUAAUGGUAAAAGUUGAAACACUCCAUGAGCGGCGAGAAUUGCUUAAAAUUCUUCAAUCUACCACCAACUCAAAUGCUCUCAAAUCUUUUGUUCGGUAUAAAGGUUUGAGUUUGUUGUGGACAUGGAUGGUUGAUGCUCCAUCACACAAAACAAAGUAUAAAGUUGAGAUUUUAAAGACUCUGAAGCACAUUCCCAUACCAAAUAAAAAUGAACUAGAUGACAGCAAAGUUGUUCAUAUUGUUUCGAAAUGGUUAAAAAAACCAAUAUCUCAAGAAAGAAGUUCAAGUGAAGAACAACAGUCUGGAAGUGAAAAUGAACUUAAAAUUGAUGAAUUUUCAGAGUCCCCAUUAAAUGAUGCAAGUGAAGAUACAAGUAGCUCUUCAAACAAUGAAAGGAUAUAUAAAUCUGCUGAUGCAGAAUCAACUGAAGAAGGAGAAAUAUUUGAUCCUGAUGAUGAAAAAAUCAGAAAAAUAAAAAAGAAACUCAAAAGCAAAUCAGACAAUUCUAGUAAAGAAAAUGAAAUACGCAAUAUUGCCAUAUCCUUACUUGAAGAAUGGAAAGCCUUGAAGGAAGUGUUUAGAAUUCCAAAAAAAUCUGUUCCUAUAACUCUGGAUUGUAGAUCGAGUGAAAAUGCUGAGGAGUUGCGUUGUAAUAAAGUGGAUAGCUCAAGUGUAUCUACAGUUUCUCAGGUAACUAGUAAUAAACAAAUUCAUCCAGACAGUACCUGUAGUUCUCCAAAAUUUGCUAAAAAUCCAUCUGUUGAUUAUUCUAAAGAAACAUAUGAAGAAGUAUUACGUUUUGAUCUUCCCGAUGAUCGUAGGCCAGGUCGUAGAGGAUGGAGAAAGUCUCCAGAUUUUAAUGACAGACAAAAUAAUAAAAAUAAUCGAAUAAGUGAUAAUAAUCGAGACUGUGAUUCAACAAAUGAGUUAAUUGAUACAAGUUGGUCUUCUCGAAGUUUUGAAGAUUUUAAAGAUAGACGAGAUCCGAGAUCUAGACAUGAGCGAGAGCGUCGAUUUAGUUAUGAAGACAAUAAAAAACAACAUUGGCAAAAUAGGAAUAGACAAGUUAAAACAUAUCAAAACUGGAAUAAUAGAAAUGAUGAUCAUAGUAGACAAUGGUCAAAUGAUCACGAUUUUCAAUAUCCUAAUGAAAAUAAUUGGAGAGGACAUGAUCAAACCUGGCCAAACCAACAGCAGACCAUGCUUUCAAGUAAUCCAUUUAAUUCUCAAAUAAUUAACAGACCUCCUUUGUAUCCAUCGCUUACUGGUUUGCAGCCACCAAUAAUGCAAAAUCUUCAUCAGAAUAUACAUACUCAUAUGCUUGUGCCACCCCAUCCACCUAAUAUAUUUCCUCAUCAAAUACAAGGAAUCGGUACAGGAAUGAAUGUUAUGAUAACAAAUCAACAAAAUCAGCCUAUGUUGUCUUCACAGCAUAAUUCCCCACUUAUUUCGCCUAUUUCAAACCAACAACCUUAUAAUCCUUUACCAGUUGUUCCAAGUAAUGCAACAUAUUCUUAUCCUAAUCCAGUUAAAUUUGAUUCUCCUGCUCAAGAUGUUACAGCAUUAAAUGUUGUUAAUCAACUUCAAUUGCUAUUAAGUGCUGAGAGACUCAAAAAUGCUCAAAGUAGCUCUACUCAAGGUACACCAGAUUUCACUCGUAACUCAACUUCUAAUUCACCUUAUCAUCCAUCUAGUCCUAAUCAACCAAAGCUUCCGCCUCAUUGGAAAACAGCUACAGAUGCUGAAGGAAGAGUUUAUUAUUAUCACACUAUAACAAGAGAAACGUCAUGGGAUCCACCAAUAGUUAAAACUGAAGAUAAUAGGAAAGAAUCGCCAUCUAUCAAAAAGCAUAAAAAAAAGCAUUCAGUAGAUGAAAGUCCUCAUUCAAAACGUUCGCCACGCAUAGCAGCUGCUGAUACUACUCAUCAUCAAGGACCACGCACACCUCCAGAUCCACGUUUAUCAAAAUCUUCAACAUCUAAGAUUAAAGAAAAUUUUAAAAAUAAACUUACUGCCGUAGUUGUGGCCUGCUUAAAUAGCUAUCAAAGAGCUGAUUGCAAACAAGGAAAAAUAAAGAAUGCAGAUGACUUUAAGUUUCUUGCAAGAAAGCUUACUCACGGUCUCAUAAUGAAAGAAAUUCAAAGAAUUAAAAACGAGGAACUGCUUGUCUGCAAUGAUUCUGUAAAAAUUAAAGUCAAAGACUAUAUAAGAAAUUAUAUGAAGAAGUUCGGUCCGUUCUACAUUAAAUCGUGAUCGAUUUUUAUUAUUUUAUUUUUUAUUUUAUUUUGAUAGAAUAAAUCAAAAAGUAAAUGGCAGUACGAUGUUUUGAAAUUAAGAUAGCUUAAACCUAUUAUAUAAACUGUUCUGUGUGAUGAAACAGUUUUCAAGCACGCUUUUGUUUUGUUAAAAUUUUACUAAUCGAUAAAACCGAAGUUCAAGAAAAAUGAUCAGCUCUUAUGAAGUAAACUUAAACUAUGAUUUAGCAUAAAUUCUUACUAGAAAGGAUUCAGUUAGUCAUUUUUUACCUUUGUUUCAAUCGUUAAAGCUAGACUACACCUAACUUUGCUAUCAUUGAAUUAACAAUUUGUGUAGAACUAAGUUUUACACGGCUCACCUUAUAUAAUAGGCUUAAUUUACAUAAAUUAUAUUUUGUUCUAAUAUGAAAUUUUACGAAUCAAAAUUGCUCGAUUAUUUUCGAUUACAUUUUCUUUUUUAUUGUAUUGAUGUUUGGUUGUAAAUGUGAUAGUAAACAAUUUUAAUUAAAAUCAAAUUUCUUUUAUUUAUGAGUAUCUUUUUUAUCUUUCUCUUCGGAUUGUCAUCAAUUUCAUAUAUUUUUUGUUUAUAGCAGUAACUGUACCCUGUGUAUCCUUGUUAGUAUUAAAACCUUUAUGAUAGGUAA
Messenger RNA from Hydra vulgaris (swiftwater hydra), 4656 nucleotides. Its product is annotated as histone-lysine N-methyltransferase SETD2. Gene Ontology annotation, molecular function: protein binding; histone H3K36 methyltransferase activity. Lineage: Eukaryota; Metazoa; Cnidaria; Hydrozoa; Anthoathecata; Hydridae. Gene Ontology annotation, biological process: regulation of DNA-templated transcription. The record is from RefSeq and is a predicted model, not a curated record. Gene Ontology annotation, cellular component: chromosome; nucleus.